This is a messenger RNA of Drosophila takahashii, 1453 nucleotides long. RefSeq lists its product as uncharacterized. Lineage: Eukaryota; Metazoa; Arthropoda; Insecta; Diptera; Drosophilidae. The record is from RefSeq and is a predicted model, not a curated record.
ACCCCCGGCUUUAUAGUAUAGAAGAACCUCAUCAAGAUGGCGAGCAUGGGCACUGGGUUUUCCAAGUGCUUCAUACUCUUCAUGGCGAUUGUCAUACUCGUCCAGGGAGUCGCCUAUUUGGGCCUGUCCAUCUGGGGCAUCACCUUCCGGGAGUGUCCGGAUGGGGUUACUGACUUCAGCUCAAAUCCCUUCAAGUAUGCCAUGGAACUAAUCUACUUUGCACAGCAGGACUGUGGUGAUCCGGUGCUGAAGAUAGACAAAGUAGAAGUGGAUUUAAACAUAGAUUGGGGAAAGUCCUCCGCCAUAACCGACAGGGAGUUCAUCUUCAUGAUAACCUAUGCUGUGAUCAGUGGCCUCUGGGUGGCCACUUCGGUGUUGGUGAUAACCACUUUGUGCAAUCGCACCACCAAACUGAUCUCGGGAGUCGUCUACUGGCCCUGGUUUCUGUCCGUUCUGGCCGGCAGUAUCCUCGAUGUGGUGGCCUCGGUGUAUCAUGGACUCGACUUGAGUCAUACAACGUCCAUGCAAGAAGCACUUGAUUACAUUGGAGUGGCCUACAGUGAUACCACCAGCGACAUUUGGACCUUGAUGGAGCCCUUUGGAGUCUACUUCUCGACGCCAGCAAUUGUUCUUUUGUGCCUGACCAGUCGCGUGGCCAUUAUCUGGCUACUGAACAUCAUUGGCGCCAGCUUCUGUCUAUCCCUGUCGGGCAUAAUGGCCCAGCAGAAUGCCGCCAAGGCCGCUUUGACCAGCAGUCAGGCUCCCACUCGCCAGCCGACACCUCAGCCUGUGGUUGCGCCAAUCCAGCCAGCUUUGGUCGAAACAAUUCAGCCAUCGGCUCCGCUAGAGAGCCCUCAGUAUCCGGAACAGAUCCUUCCCAAGCCGCUGCCCAUUUUCGUUCCCUCGGAGCAGCAGCAGCAGCAGUUUGCACCCGGAGAUCGCACCACUCUGCAGUCGCCGGUGAUGGUGCUGCCACCGAUUGUUCCACAGCAGCAGCAGCCGCGGGAUGUAGUCUCGCCGCAGCCGGACAUCAACACCUAUCGCACCACCGAGGCUCAUCCCGAUCGCCUCAACUAUCCGCCCUCGGAGCCAUCAACACCGCGGGCUCCUUCGCCGGCUGUCCAACAACUGGCGGUCACUUCGCCCCUGAACAAUCGCUACAGCGAGAUGUAUCCGGCUCCGGUUAAUCCGCGGGUCAGCGAGGAGCUGCGCAACCAGAUGCCUUGGUCGUACACCAGCAUGGUGACCAAGCCACCGCCGCCGCCACGCAAGCCGCAGCUGCAAGUGCAGAUCUAUCCACAGAUUCCCGAGCCAGACUACGCCGAUCACUAGAUAUUUUGGGAGGAGCGGCUCGGAGCUGAUUAGGCUUUAAUCAGUCUGGAGGCGCGGUUGUUGUUGGAAGAGUUGUGUGUUAUUGUUAACUUUAUUGCAUAAAGCUAAAGCUGAUGGCCAA